Molecule: messenger RNA, 1998 nt
Organism: Malus domestica (apple)
Lineage: Eukaryota; Viridiplantae; Streptophyta; Magnoliopsida; Rosales; Rosaceae
Cellular component (GO): AP-5 adaptor complex
Source: RefSeq, a predicted model, not a curated record
GUUCCAUUCGAAUUUUGCUACGAACGAAAAGCAACACACUUCGGAUUUCGUUCGUUUUCUGAGAAAAACGAAAAAAAUGGGCGAUUGGGAGUUGCAUCUGAGAAUCCUUUCAAGCAGUGCCAGAGACUCCAAUGUCGCGAACGAUCCCGCUUCCGACUCCUCUCUUCUCCAAUCCGUGAAGAAGCUGUAUGAAUUGUGUAAAGCUGAGAAUUCAGAGGAUUUGGUGGCGAGAGUUUACACGCAGAUUAACAAGCUCUUUCAGCGCUCGGUGGCUUCGCUGUCUCAAUCUCGAACCUCCAUUGGCCUUCUACUGCUGGCCAUUCUUCAAUUUUACCUUGACUUUGGGGAGAUGGUUCUACAUGAUGCUGACCCCAGUCUCAGGACAUUUUUCCGUUCAUGUUUGAGCCGUGAGUUUGCAGAUCCUGUUGUCGCAGAAUCAACCCUUGAAUUUCUGAACGUCAACAAGAAAAAGCUUUUAACUUCUUUCCCUACCUUACUGCCUCAAUUCUUUCCCUUGAUGUUAAAGUUGAUUGCAUGGAAUGGGGAAAAGUUAGAAAAGUCAUAUAUGAAAGUUUUUCCAGGGUUGAUUUCGCCUGGGUCAUUUCUUCCAUUAUUUCCAGCUUUGGUAGACUUGCCAAUUUUGGUAGUGGCAUUGGAGAAGGUUGAAAAGAGCUCGGGAUCGUUAGUUGGAAACAGCAUUGCAUCAAUGCAGAAGAGUUCGGCUCCCGAGAUGCUGCUCGCUCUUAUGGAUGAAGCAUAUACUGGUUCAACAAUAGGAGAUGGAGGGGGAGACUCAGAAUCAGAGGACAGCAGUUCAAUUGAUGUUGCUGAUCCUCUGUUCCUUGACCUUCUAAAGGAUGAAAAUGAUGGCAUUGCUGAACGCCAUUGGACCUCUCCUGCGAUGGCUGCAACUUUACAGGCUGUAAUUAAUACUCCCCAAUCUAAUAGGCUGAAAAAUAUACUACGCAUGACACCAUGGUUUCUUGAUGUGUAUUUUGCUAUAGCACUGCGUGAUGUCAAUAAUUCUUUGGUCUGUGCAUUGAUACCUCUACUCAUGUCCAGAAAUGCCACAAUAUUUCCUGACAGAAGUUUUUCUUAUGAGGUUCGUAAGAGGCUAUUAGAAUUCAUGCUUGCUGCAUUUCAGCGCUCUCCAGAUUUUAUUGCACUUUUGAAGAAGCCUAUAAUGGACAGGCUAGGGGAAGCUUAUGACAGCCCAGAAAAGACAGAGUUGGCAUUACAAUUGUGCUGGGCCAUUGGAGAGCAUGGUGGGGGUGGACGAUCUCACAAAGAUGAAGCUCGCGAGCUUUUUGAGAGUUUAGAGCUACUCUUGUAUGAAAACCUUUCAUCUAGUCGUCUAGGCCUGGGACAGGAAUCAACCUUUAGCUCUGAUAAUCAAACUUACCGAAAGUCAUCACAAUCAAGGCUUCUAUGCUUUGUUGUUACAGCCAUUGCAAAGUUGGCCACCAUCCACCGUGAAUUGCUGCCUAGGGCACAUUUUUCCUUGGGCAAGGUAGCUCGCUCUCGAAUAUCAGAUGAGAGGGUCUGGAGACGGGCUCGUGAUUAUUUGGGCUUAAUGACAGAACCUGCAAUUUCCUUGUCUGUCUUGGGGCCUUCCCGGCCUUCAAAUGGACAAAUGCAGAACCGCGGUACUGUCAAGUGGAGUGAUGGUGCAUCAAAGAUGAUUGCACAUGUUCCAUUUUAUAUUCUUGGUGAACAAGAAGGUCCACCCUUCCAUGAUUUUUUGUUCUCGGAUAUUCUUCCAAGAAGAUGAUGAAUGGCGGCGGAUCUUUUUCAGGGUGUAUGUACUUUGUAAUUUCUGUAAGAAAUCUUAAUUUACAGAUUGUAUUCGUUCUUUGUUCUCAAGAUAGUAGUUCUAGUUUGUACAUUGCCUUUAUACAAUAUGGUUCUAUGAAUGUGUAAACUGUGUUAGCCACUCUGCUUAUAGCUAAUUGGUUAUAUUAUUUUUUUGAAAAUAGUUAAAAAAACCGUUUCUUAUUU